This is a messenger RNA of Coregonus sp. 'balchen', 6242 nucleotides long. NCBI's taxonomy places the organism in Eukaryota, Metazoa, Chordata, Actinopteri, Salmoniformes, Salmonidae. The record is from the annotation of a GenBank genome assembly.
AUGGGAGGACGGAGGAGCGUGCUGGAGAGGAGCAUAAGCAGGCAGUCCGUAGGGUCCUCAGACACCUCACAGCAGCCGACCCCCCAGAGGGAGAGGAGGGUCAGCCGAGACAGCAGCCCGUCCCUAUACCUCUCCGAGGGGGAUGAUGGCUCCGCGUCCGGGAGUGAAGGAGGCCGCAUCGCCAGGAGCAGCCUGAUCCGCAGCACUUUCUACAACAGCUCCGCGCAGCUCUCGCCCAUGUCCGCUCGUCACAUGACCCUCAGGGACAAGUUCCAGGCCAAGAAGCAGGAGAGAGGCCGCAAGCCGCUCCGCAGAAGCCUUUCUAGCCGCCUCAACGAGCCUCUCAUUGAGUACGUGGAGGACGAGGGAGAGACCAAUCAUGGGCAAAGGCGAGGGUCUUUGCAGUCGUCCAUGCUCAAGUCCUGCUCCUUUGACAGCGGGGUCGGCCUCUCGCACAAUGCACCACCGCAGAGGAGGAGCAGGUCUUUGGACGAGUACUCCCGACGCUCACCAGGAUCCGCCAAAUGCAAAGAAGAGGAGAGUGCUUUGAAUCUUAAGGAGGAUUUCACUGAUGAGGAGGAAGAGGAGAAGAGCUUGGACGUUCCCCCUCCCCAAGUCAGAGGUUCGGUGGCAGUGGCUCCCACUCAGCUUAUGGCCAGGCUUCAGAAACUGUGUGCAAAAUCGCCCCAUGCUGGUCCAGGGAAGAGCCCCAGACCAGAGCAGGAGAGACCAGGGGAGGAAGAGGCGGGGAACCUGGCUGGCUCUCAUUACUCCUUGGCUGAGUCCCUCAUCCUGGAGCAUGGCUCUGAGGCCUCCAGCAGACUGGGCUCCUGUGAGGAGCUGUCCCACAGCUGCCCUGCAGCCACACACAGAGGGAGAGCAGGGGAUGAGUAUGAUGACCAGGAGGAGCCCCUGAUCACUCCAUCCCCCUGCUCCCUGCUCCAGGGUUCUGAGGCUGAGGAAGCUGAUCAGGAGCCCCAGCACCGGACCGGCCAACUUCAGAUCCUACCGAGAAGGACAACCCACUCCAACCAGAACUCAAUGGCCAGAAAUAAUGGUAAGGUAGAGAAGACGGCCAUGCCGGUGAAACCCAGCCCCAGCCUGUCCUUCAAGGCCCCAGAGAGGCCCUCGAGGGCCAGCGAUACAGAGGCACGACUCCAGAGGCACGCGUCCACCUCGGCCCUCCAGGCCAAACCACCCACGGGGAAGUCUCCCAGGAUGUCACCCAAGGUUGGGUUGAUGAAUCUGUUCCGUAGGCAGUCCUGGGCGGGGCAUUCAUACUCGCAGCUGGAGGGCGUGGAGCAUGGACCCACACUAGGGGAAUUGCAGCCCAAAACCCCCACCAUGUCACUCAGGAAAAAGAUGAGGGCAUCAGCCUCUAGCCUCACCAAUCUGUUCACUAAAUCGUCCAGCAAGGAGGACUUAACAAAGGGAGGUGAGCUACCAUGCACUUUUAGUUUUGUAGACUUUUUAAAAUGUUAUCACUCUCAUAUAGUGGAAACAAUCACAAUUUCCACCCUUUAUGUUUCUUGGUGCGAUGCAGGGCCGAUUGUAAAGGGUGCAUCUCCUGCUCUACCUGAGAAAGAGGCGAGCCCUGGCUUGGAGAGUCCUAAAAAGAAGUCCAAAUUAUUUUCCUUUAAAAUACCUAAAAUACCUGCAUUCAAGAAGAACAAAGGUGAAGUAUAUUUGGACUCAAUUUGCAAUCUAUUCAGCAGGAGAGAGACUUUGUGUGUCUCUGCAAGUCUAAUGUUUAUCUUUCUGUUUUCUCUCCAGAGAUGCCCAUCCACCCCACCAGGCCUGAUGUGCACCAGUUGGAGGCAGGUGGAUUUCUGCUGGUAUGGAGACCAGUGCAGUCCAGCGACCCAGUGGUUUACUGUGUUCAGUACAGCACAGAUGGUACGAAAAACACUGCUUACAGAUCACACAGAUUUGUAUAUUGAUUUUCCACAGGAAUGUGUAUGUCACAGGAGGUUGGUGAGGGGACGAUGGCUCAUAAUAAUGGCUGGAAUGGAGUAAAUGGAAUGGUAUCAAGCACAUGGCAACUAUGUGUCUGAUGUGUUUGAUAUCAUUCCAUUCAUGCCGUUCCAGCCAUUACUAUCCGCCCGUCCACCCCAAUUAAGUGCCAUCAGCCGCCGUACCACCAGCCGCCUGUGGUGUAUGUGCAGUGAAGUGAAGCAACAUUAAACUUAACAAGUUUAACACUGUCUACCGGAGUGGGCAGAUGACAAUGAUGAUGACGCACCUAUUGCACAUAAGAUAUUAGAAUUAUAGAACAUUUGCAUACUCUGUGCUGCCACAGGUGGGGAAUGGAAGCUACUGUGUGAGGAGGUGACAGACAGUUGCUACGUGGUGAAGGACUUACCCAGAGGAGCAGGAUACGUGUUCAGGGUGGGCUGCAUCACCAAGAAGGGGGCAGGACCUUUCAGUGACCCUUCACCACCUGUUGUUAUGGCAACCCAUCCUGAAGGCAAGAAAAUUAUCUAUGCUCCUUGUUUUAUAGUAGUGUUUAUUGAUGAAAGUCUUUGGUGCUCUACCUCCCUUUUUGAGUCUGUGGCCAGAAAUUAUACUUCUCUUUUAAUCUACAGAGACCCACAUUCCCCUCAUCCAGACCGAGUCCCCAGGAUCACAAGGGCAGUGGAUCAAGAGAUCAACCUAGCCACAAGACCUACAGCUUCCUCUCAGAGAUCAACAGGUACUGAACAGUCAACACUGGGUUAGGAGAGUUGCAGUUUUUUCUAGACGACGUGAAUGUGUACUCAUUGAACAUUUCUUUACUACUCAUCUUUCCUUCACACCUGCAAAGUAGGCCUGUGUAGAUGUGUGUGCAAUCUCUCUCACCAUCUCCCUCUCCAUGUUGUUCAUGUCAGGGGUCGUUUCAGCGUGGUGACCCAGUGCCAGGACAGCCAGAGCCAGCAGCUGUUUGCUGCCAAGAUCACCCCCUACAGGCCAGAGAAGAGAGAGCUGGUGCUCAGGGAGUACCAACUGCUUAAGAGGCUCAACCACCCCCACCUGGUGCAGCUGCACACGGCCUACAUUACCCCCCACUACCUGGUGCUCAUCCAGGAGCUGUGUGCUGGCAGAGAGCUGCUCCACAACCUGGCUAAGAGGUCAGAAAGACACAGCAUAGAAAAUGAUUGCUGCCUGCUUUACAUUACAACAUUACUUAGUAGUGUUUGGGGGUGUGCUAGCUUGUAGUGUUACCUGGCUAAUGGGUUUUGGAAUUUCCAGAGUAUGGAUGCAAAAUGUGUUAUUUACUGUACUUGGUGAAAACCACAUGCAGAAGAUGUCUUUUAGAUAAAUAAAAAGGCCAUACCAUGUUCUCCCUCCCUCCCUCCCUCCCUCCCUCCCUCCCUCCCUCCCUCCCUCCCUCCCUCCCUCCCUCCUUUUUCCCCCACACAGAGAUCUGUAUGCUGAACUCCAUGUGGCAGAGCUGCUGGCUCAGAUCCUGAGUGCUGUGGACUACCUGCACGGCCGCCGCGUCGUCCACCUGGACCUCAAGUCUGAUAACAUGCUGGUGACGGACCGCAACAUGCUGAAGAUUGUAGACCUGGGCUCCGCUCAGUCCUUCACACCCGGACAGACACUCAACAUAGAGCACAUUCAGGGACAAGAGAAAGGUACAUCAAGAGAAUGACUGGAAAGGAUGAGCGGGGAGGAUGAGUGGAUGGGUGGAUGGGGAGGAUAGGUGUUACUGAACAAAAGCUUGCCUAACUUCAUCACUCAACUUUUCUCCUGAAGAACACUUACAUCCAUCUUCCCAUUUUACGCAGAGACUCCAUUGUGUGCCUCUCCACAGACAACGGGCAGAAAAAGAAUGGCAGAUGGCAGUACGCUAACCCAAUGUUAACUUUUAUGCUUUUCCUAACCGUUACCCUAACCUCACCGAAACUAUGCCAAACCUUAACCUAACCCUUUUUCCUAAACCUAACCUUCACCAUAACCUUAAUUCAUUUCGACCUCUAUGUUCUGCCGCUGGAAUAUACACUUUCUUCCUUGAAAGAUUCAUUUUAAUUUACUGGCACGUACUAAUGGAAACAAUGGAAAGUAAAACUCUUAUGAAGAAUGCCCUCUCUAUCUGUCAUGUUUUGCCAGUUUACAUUGUCCUUCCUAAAGCUCCAGAAAUCCUCGACGGACAAGGAGUCGGACCUGAGACCGACAUCUGGGCUAUUGGGGUUUUGGCUUUUAUAAUGUAAGUAUAGAGGGGUUGUUCCACGAAAUGAGUGCCUUUUGUGUCCCUUUAAUAUUUUAAGUAGAAAUUGUGCACAAAUAUUGCAUUUUAAAAGCCAGUUAUAUUAAAUGAAGUGCCCUUACAUAUAGACCACAUGGAAGAUGCAAUACAUCUGACUUGCUAAAGUGCCAAAAUUCAGCAUUUUGACAUAUCCCUCUGUGCACCCUGUGUGACUUCUAGGAAUAUAUUAACCCACUUAACCUGAAAAUGUUUUCACCAUCAUUGUAAAGCCCUAAUUAGUAUGUUGUUUUGACAAAGUCAUUUCUGGCGACUAUUAUUUAUUUAAUGUGAUUAGUGAUUCAUAAAAAAAAAAAAGGUCAACCCUGUUACGUGAACUGAACUCUCAUUUUAAUAUGGUGAAACUGAGCGGGUCGAGCAUAACAGGUUAACCCUGUUACCCAUAGAUAGACAGGCUAGAAAUGUUUCAACAAUGUCCUUUUUUUUGUGAAGCUUGCAUUCAAUUGCCCCUCCCUGUUGCACACAACACGCUUCCAUUUCCACUGUCACAAGGGGAUUCAUGGCUGAUGUAAGAUCAACACUGUUACUUUACUUUGGUCUUAAUAGGCCCUUACUAUAGUGAUUUUUUUUUUUGAAGGGAAGACAUGUUUUUUAUUAAGUUGAACAUGUGCUCUUUAUGACAGAAUGUAAAAAAAAAAAAUCACCAAGUUACACUGCUGAAAAUGCACCCAAUUGGUGGAACGACCCAGAAAGGAUUUAAUUAUUUUUGCAAUAAUUACACUUCUCUCUAAUAUUUAGAGUACUGAUUGCCCUGGAUGUGUAAGUUUUAUCCUAUAUAUCAGGUGUCAAACUCAUUUAGCCCCGCAGGCCAAACUGGGUCUUCACAGUGGUCCAGAGGGCCGCACUUAAAAUGUGUUAUAUUUCCUCGCGGCCAAAAUGUGCAAGAAAUUGUCCCAUAUCCAUUGCUUUUGGAAUUUUCGAUGCUCCCUGACUAUCUAGCAUUCGUUUCAAUGACUGUUAGCAAGCUGGACAGCAUGAAGAGAUUGUAAAUGUAGAUCCAUCAUCAUUUUUACACAGUUUCAAUUUGGUUUUAGUCAUUUCAAUGUCAAUUAAGACCGUUUUUCAAAGAAAAACUGAAACCCCCUGCAGGCCAGAUUGAAUGGGCUCGCGGGCCGGAUCCUUAUGUGUGACACCCCUGCUAUACAGCCAUAUUGCCAUUUAUUCCUCUGUUUCUCCUCUGAUAUGUCUAUGUGAGGGGACUGUGAGGGGACACACACAAACACACACACACAUUAUUUUUGUUGUUGUAUUGUUUGUAUUAUUAUUAUUAUGUAUUUUUAUUUUGUAUUGUUUGUAUAUCGUUGUAUUUUAAAUUUGUGUGACUGGCCUUGUCUAUCAGCGUAUCCGUGUUUUGUUAUUUGUCAUGUUUUGUGUUUUUUGUGGACCCCAGGAAGAGUAGCUGAUGCUUCUGCAAAAGCUAAUGGGGAUCCAAAUAAACAAAUAUGUCCUCCCUCUCACCACCUAGGUUGAGUGCAGAUAGCCCGUUCCAUUCAGACCUCAACUGGGAGAGGGACAGAAACAUCCGGAAGGGGAAGAUCCAGUUUGGCCGCUGCUACCCUGGCCUGUCAGAGGGAGCAAUCAACUUCAUGAAGAACACACUGAGCAACAAGGCCUGGUGAGUCCAUUGACAACAUCUCAGCCAACCAGGACCUAUACCUAUUGCCUUUUUGAGAUAGCCAAGCACACCCAAAGUCGUUUCAUUGUGGGAUAAUUGAUAGAUAGUGUUAACAUUAUAUGUUCCCCACUCCCUCUGAACAACCAGAACCAAACAUUUCAGAAUGUUCCUGAUGUGUUUCGUCUGAUGUGUUUCCUCAGGGGGAGACCCUCGGCGGCUGAGUGCCUCCAGAACCCGUGGGUAGGGGGCGAGCGGGCCCCCUCCAAACACAGAGACUCCAUCUUGUGUUUCUCCACUGACAAGCUGCAGGCCUUCCUCAAGGAGAGAGAGGUGAAACGAGACCAGGUCCGCACCAAGCUGCAAGGGCCGUUCUUCCAGUGA